ACAUAAUAUAGUGAAUCGUUUAAUUUUUCGAGUGUUAUUUUUCUGAUUAUAUUCUAUUAUACUAAGUGAUCAAACAUGGAUGACGAGGAGGAAUUCGGGGCAGCCAUCACCAUCGGCUCCGAGACCACGGAGGCUGAAAAGGAGUUCGAGAAAGUCCUGGAGCAGAUGCGGGAAUCUGAGGGCUUAAAAUUAUAUACAGAUGUGUACACCAAGCUCUACGACUCGUAUUACAAGAUGAAAGAAGAAAACUUUAAGCACCAGGAAAGAAUCUCCUAUCUUCAGGGGAAAUUAGGACGUUAUGACACUGUGGUCUCGGAGUACUUGACUGAGAUAUCAGAUUCAGCUAAAACUAUAGAACAACUGAGAGCUGAAAUAGAUGAGGCUAGAUCAUUGGCAGACGCGAUGCACUCCAGAGAACUGGCCGGUGUGGAGAGUCUUGAAACUAUGAAGAAAACUGUGGCAAGGCUUGAGAAGGAGCUGGACGCCAGGAAGAAGGCUGGCGACGACGACGCUGGUGCGACGUCAGCUGUGAAGGAAAAGGAGAAGUUUGAAAAGGAGAAAGCUCGCCUGCAAGGGGAGUUAGACGGAGCGACUCAUAGACUGACGAACGCGCUCAGCUACAUAGAGGAGUUGGAACAGAGGAACACUCACGCUGAAGAGAGUAUAGCCAAGUUGGAGGAACAGCUGGAGGAAGCGGACAAUAACUCCGUCCGUCAGAACAGGCUCGUGGAGCACCUGAAGAGUGAAAAUAACCUGAUGAAGAGCGAAGUGGAACGUCGAGGAGCUACGAUAGGAAGUCUUAACGAUAAGCUCAGUAGAACGGAGAAGUUUCUGGAAAGGCGCGACAAACAGCUCAAAGACAUGGGGAUGAAGUUGGAACAGGCGCAACUUGAACAGGAAGCGGCCUCCACCAAGGCAGCGCAGCUCAGAGACCAGCUCGACAACACCAACGCCGAGUUCGAUAAGACAAAACAGACGCUGAUCAACACAAGCAAGGAAUUAAAGAACACAAUAGAUGAUGGCAACAGACUUCGUAACGAGGUGUCCAAGUUAACGAAGACGGGGCUCCAGCACAUGAAGAAGUUCCAGCUAUUGGAACAGGCUAAAGCUGGCGUGGAGACUGACAGAGAGAACCUGCGUCAACAAGUGACUGUCAUGGAGCGGGAGAUCAUGCUGAGCAACAAACAGUCGGAAGCAGACAAGAGAGAGAUAGAGAAUCUGAACAGAGAAAAGGACAUCAUGAACAAGAACAUGCAGAAAAUACAGAAUGAGGCGAUGGAGAACCUUCAAAUAAUAAACCGUCUGGAACAGCGUCGCAAACAGCUGGAAACAGAGCUGGAUGUGAGCGCGGUGCAGCUCAACAAACAGAGGCUGGUCGUCAGACAGCUGGAGAAAGAUAAAGACAGAAUGCUGGAAGAAACUAUAGCUUUGAACGAAAAAAUAGACGAAGUCUCUGAGGAGGUGCGUUUGCGCACCGCGGACAUCCUGGACCUUAAGAAGGCUCUGCGCGAGGAGUUGAUCAAGAGUCGCAAGCUAUCAGUGGCCUUGGACACCACACGCGCCGAAAGAAAUAUGCUGCAUAAAAACUAUACCGAAGCGCUGGACGAGAUACAGGACUUGAAACAGAAGUUGAAGAUGCUGGCCUAUCAGAUAGAACAGCUUAAGGAGGAUAUAAGCGGGAAGGAGACCGGCCUCAAGUCCUGUGAGGGUGCUCUCCUGAAGUGCAACAAGAAGACGGAACAGCUCAAGUCCGAAGUGCAGGCUGGACUGACCAAGCUGUCGGAGGCGAAGGCCGACAUCACAGCUCUAAGACAGGAAGAGGCCAGGCUCAAUAGGAUCGUCCAGGAAGGAGAUUCAGCAAGAGCGAAGCUUAUGAAAGAAUUGGAGGGUUUGAUUAAUGAAAGAGACGUAGUGGGGGCCCAGCUCGUCAGGAGGAAUGACGAGAUAUCACUCCUGUACGAGAAGAUAAGAAUAUUGGAAGUCACGCUGCAUAGAGGUGAAAGACAGUAUGAACAGCGAGUUGAAGAUAUAAGACUGCUCCGUCUAGAAAUCAUAAGAUUGAGAAAAGAAAAGAAUUUGCUGUCAAAGGGCAUCGAAAACAUGACGGAUCUGCGGUUGGAGGUCUUCAAUUUGGAACGUGAGCUGGGUCGUGAACGGCUCAGGGUGCGGGCCUUGGAGGAGGCCUUGGAGACGCCGCUGAACGUUCAUCGAUGGAGAAAGCUGCAGGGAACAGAUCCUGAGAGUGUACAUCUAACACAAAAAUUGAGACUCACACAGAAAAAAGUCCUUGCCCAAAGCGAGAUGCUCGUACUCAGAGACCGUGAGCUGAAGGAGACUAGGAAUUUGUACAGCGCCGUCAAGGAUAUGCUGGCCUUACAACCCAGUCCAGAAAUACAGCAAACGUUGAACCGAACGCAGCGUGCCCUAGUCCAGAGAACCAGCAAAAUGAAAUGUCUCAUCGCAGAGCUGAGCAUGCGUGAGAGACAAGUGACGGACUUCAGACUGGAGCUGACGAAAGUCAGCGACGAGCUUCACUCCUACAAACAGAAGUACUUCGAAAUGAAGCGCGCCCUGGACGCUGAUGAGGCGAGGAGGCUCAGGGUCCCGUCCCCCGGCAGCGCGGAUAACAAAAUAUAACCGGCAAUAGAUGUACUCAUCAAUUUGGAUGAGCUUUAAAUCGAUUAAUCGGACGUUUGAACGAACUUCAUUAUUUGUUAAAUCGAUUUGUGUUGGUCGAAUCGGUUUUUUUUUUUAAUUUAGUUGUAGUUUUGAAAUUUCCUUUUAUUUGUCAUUAAAUUUUUAAGAUUUAUGAAUUAAAAUCUCGAAGCCUUUUGCGUCCACGAUGUAAAGCCACAGAUUAGUUGUAGUUGUGGCUACAUUCAAAUAGUUUGUUUCUAUAAAGAUGGCAACACCGUAUUGUACAGACCAACUGUAUUAUAGCAAGUAUUGUACAGUUUCUCCUCUGUUGUGCCAAUUUCACAUCAAAAUGUAUCGGGAUAUAUAACAAUAAAUAAAACAUCCGAGUCAUUAAUCCGA
Danaus plexippus (monarch butterfly) is the source of this 3036-nucleotide messenger RNA. Its product is annotated as cilia- and flagella-associated protein 58-like. The coding region runs from base 76 to 2637 and encodes 853 amino acids. The transcript has 19 exons. The record is from RefSeq and is a predicted model, not a curated record. Gene Ontology annotation, cellular component: cytoskeleton. Lineage: Eukaryota; Metazoa; Arthropoda; Insecta; Lepidoptera; Nymphalidae.